AUGGGCUCCCCUGGAUGGGAACCCCUAGAUGGGAACCCCCGGGUGGGCUCCCCUGGAUGGGAACCCCUAGAUGGGAACCCCCGGGUAAAGGGGGAGGAAGAGGAGGAAAACACCUUGGAAGUGAGAGAGACUAAAGUUAAGGGCAAAAGUGGAAAAUUCUUCUCUGUGAAGCUGCCAUCUCCUCUGGCACCAGGAGCCAAGAUCCGCGUAUCUGUUGAAAUGGUGUUCACGCACGUCCUGCAGCCCUACCCCACCCAUAUCACCCAAAGUGAAAAGCAGUUUGUGGUCUUUGAAGGAAAUCACUAUUUCUACUCACCGUACUUCACCAAGACCCAAACGACUCGAGUCAAACUGGCCUCGAGGAACGUGGAGAGUUACACCAAACUGGGCAACCCUUCCCGCACUGAGGACAUGAUAGAAUAUGGCCCCUUCAAGGACAUUCCUCCAUACAGCCAGGACACUCUGAAGGUGCACUAUGAAAACAACAGCCCAUUCCUGACUAUCACCAGCAUGACCCGAGUCAUUGAGGUGUCUCACUGGGGCAACAUUGCGGUUGAGGAGACGGUUGAUUUAAAGCACACAGGAGCAGUGCUGAAAGGGCCUUUCUCCAGAUACGACUACCAGAGACAGCCAGACAGUGGGAUCUCUUCUGUCAAGUCUUUUAAGACCAUUCUCCCAGCUGCUGCUCAGGAUGUCUAUUACAGAGAUGAAAUUGGAAACAUCUCAACCAGCCACCUCCUUGUCCUGGAUGACUCUGUGGAGAUGGAGAUCCGUCCCCGUUUCCCCCUUUUUGGGGGAUGGAAAACCCAUUAUAUCAUUGGCUACAACCUGCCAAGCUACGAGUACCUCUACAAUCUCGGUGAUCAGUAUGCCUUGAAAAUGAGGUUUGUCGACCACGUGUUUGAUGAGCAAGUUACAGACUCUCUGACUGUGAAGAUUGUCCUGCCAGAAGGUGCCAAGAAUAUCCAUGUGGACAGUCCCUAUGAAAUCAGUCGUGCUUCAGAUGAGCUUCACUACACUUAUCUGGACACUUUUGGACGACCAGUUAUCGUGGCACACAAGAGCAACCUGGUGGAGCAGCACAUCCAGGACAUCGUGGUUCAUUACACCUUCAACAAAAUCUUGAUGCUGCAGGAGCCUCUGUUGGUGGUUGGAGCUUUUUACAUCUUGUUCUUCACUGUGAUUGUCUACGUGAGGCUGGAUUUCUCCAUCACUAAGGAUCCAGCUGCUGAAGCCAGGAUGAAGGUUGCCUGCAUCACAGAGCAAGUGCUUACUCUGGUGAACAAGAGGCUUGGGCUGUACCGUCACUUCGAUGAAGCAGUGAAUAAAUACAAGCAGUCAAGGGACAUCUCCACCCUCAACAGUGGCAAAAAGGCUUUGGAGACAGAGCACAAGGCCCUGACAAAUGAAAUAGCCUCUCUGCAGUCCAAACUGAAGACAGAAGGCUCUGACUUAUGUGAUAAAGUAAGCGAGAUCCAGAAGCUUGAUGGCCAAGUCAAGGAGCUUGUUCUGAAGUCCUCAGUGGAGGCUGAGCGGCUGGUAGCUGGCAAGCUCAAGAAGGACACCUACAUUGAGAAUGAGAAGAUGCAUUCCAACAAGCGCCAGGACCUGGUCACCAAAAUCGACAACAUCCUCGAUGCGCUCUGACUCAGCAACUGGGUGAAGGGGAAAGGUGUGAAGGGCAAGAAGAAAUCUGGGAGUGGGUACUCUUAGAGCCAAAACUCCUUCCCAGCAAAAUUAGGGGAAAAGUUGAUGUGAAAUGUCUGAAAGUAUGUUUUGUUUUUAGAUUUUUCUGUAGAGCCUGUCUGCUCAGCAGCGGGUGCUGUGCAAGGGACCACAACGUCAGGCGGGUUGGGUGGGUAACAGGGUUUCUCUACCAGAGGUGAGACUGGGCCAGGUUACAGAACAGUCUCCCCCUGUCGGUUUUCCCUGU
Chaetura pelagica (chimney swift) is the source of this 1933-nucleotide messenger RNA. It is a transcript of the gene RPN1, whose product is annotated as ribophorin I. The record is from RefSeq and is a predicted model, not a curated record. The transcript is spliced from 10 exons. The coding region runs from base 1 to 1647 and encodes 548 amino acids. Gene Ontology annotation, cellular component: membrane; oligosaccharyltransferase complex. Lineage: Eukaryota; Metazoa; Chordata; Aves; Apodiformes; Apodidae.